AUGGCACCCCGUCAGGAUAUCUCAAUAGAAGAUAUUUCCCCUCAAGUUGCGAGUAAAUUUGACGAAGCUCAAUCCUCAAUUGCCAAUCACCGCAAAAAUUGUGUCGCUCUCUACAAGUUGCACGUUCAAGCUUCACGGAUAAUUAAACCCGGAAAGAAAGAGAAACCUGUCGAGUUUGUUGGAGAAGUCACUUUUCAAAAUGUAUUCAUUGACAUGGUGAACCGCGUACUGGAUGUUAAGAAGGGGGCAUUUGCGGAUAGGAUCGUUAAAUUCAUUGGAUCCUAUGUGAAGUUUGUCAAUGACAAAGUAUUGGAAGAGAAGUUAACUCAAGAUGUGGGCCCAUCUAAUUCUGCGUCAAUGCAAUCCCGAGAGGAUGGAGAAACGCUGGCCUCUCGUUUUGUUGCUAGACUACUGAAACACCUUUUCCGAGGAUUUGAGGCGAAGAAUAAAGUUGUUCGACAACGCUCGGUCCACUUUGUCUCUGAAAUGAUGUCCAACAUUGGAGAAAUCGAUGAGGAGACCUACAAUCUCAUUAGGAGAAACCUCAACGACCGGAUUUGUGACAAGGAACCUCUGAUCAGGGCUCAUGUCGUGGUCGCGUUGUCCAAGCUAGUCGGUACCGAGGACCCAGAUGAGCUAGAGGCCGGGGAAUGCACCGCUGAGGAGUUGAUAUUGGACGCUCUCUGUUUUGAUCCGGCUCCGGAAGUGCGGCGAGCCGCUCUUCUUAAUAUCCCAGUCACGUCGGAAACUCUCCCAGUGAUACUCACCCGUACGCGGGAUGUUGAUACCAUCACACGGAAACUGGUGUUCUCAGCGGCUCUGCAAAAUAAACUGGAUCACCCUCGGCGGCUGACGAUAGCUCAACGUGAGGAGAUCGUCAAAGCUGGCCUUGGCGAUAGGGAGCCUGCAGUUCGUGUUGCUGCGGGCAAGCUAGUGACUAGUUGGUUCGACCUUGUCGUGACCGAAUCGCAGGGUCCACCCGAAGGGUCAUUUGUGGGAGAUGACGGUGGUGUCAUGAGAGGCUUGAUCAAGUUUCUCAGUUUAUUCGAUGUGGUUGGCCCAGGGGAAGCAGUGGCGGUUGAUGCCGUCCUGGCGUUGUUUACCACUCGGCCUUCGCUUUUGGACGCCUUCGUAUUCUCUGAUGACUUCUGGAAUGACCUAUCCCCAGAGACAGUGAUCCUGGCACGGAUAUUUGUUGAUCAUUGUAUCCAUUCGAAACAGGAAGUUCGCCUUGAAGCAGCCUCUUUGCCCGUCUUGACUGCCUUUGCGUACAAUAUACAACAAGGCUACAACGACAUGCUCUCAGUGCUUGAAGAGGUGGAGUUAAUGGAGGCCAGGAAAGGAGACGAAGCCAGUGAGGCUAAGGAGGAAGAACUGGCAAACAAGGAGAUGAUCCUGGGCCAGCUGUUGAUGAUUGUCCUCAAGCUGGAUUUCAUGGAUGAAAUAGGUAGGCGGAAGAUCUUCUCGGUCGCAAAGGACAUGCUGGCGCAUCCUCAUUUGCCCGCCGGUCUUAUAGAGCGAUGUUUAGACAUCCUACAGAAAAUUGUGCCGUCUGAGCGAGAACUCAUUCGAAUAGUUGUAGAAGUGAUAAUUGAACUUCGGGAUACUGACGAUGGAGAGGUUGAAGACGACAACGACGGCGAUCGAUCAGACAUCACUCAAAGCACCAGCACUCUCAGAAGGGAGAGGUCGCUGAAGAGGAUCAAGCAGUUGCAAACUAUAACACCUGAAGAGAAAUUUCAAGUGGAUUUGAUUGACUUGAGGUGUCUGACCUUGUGCAUCGGAUUGUUAGAACGAGUGGACGAGUCCUUUGAGGACAACUCCACUCUUGAGGGCGUUUUGACCGACUUAAUUAUACCAUCUGUGAAAAGAAAGGAGUCUACGCUCCGGGAAAAAGGCUUGAUAAGUCUAGGGCUAUGCUGUCUCAUUGAUAAAACAAUGGCUGUCAACUCGUUCCAGCUUUUCUUGAGUCAAGUCCAAGGUGCCCAUGAAGACCUUAAGCUGAAGAUUCUCCAGAUUAUUUUGGACUUAUUGGUCCUGUACGAUAGCGAAUUUUUAGGUCGCUCUGAAGACAUAUCCCAUCAAAUUAUUACUUUCAUUUUGCAAAUGCUAGAGUCGGAGGAAUCUAAUCAAGUCCAAACAGUCCUCUGCGUUGGGAUAUGCAAACUUCUCCUUUCUGGACAAGUUACCGACUCAAGGGUUCUCGCUAGUCUUAUUCUGACCUAUGUUUCACCCGCUACAAGCGACAAUCCAGAGCUGAGGCAGUGCCUUUCGUAUUUUUUCCCCCUCUAUUGUUACUCCUCCAGAGAAAACCAGAGGCGUAUGCAAUCAGCCUUCAUGCCUGCUUUUGAUCUUGUUGCACGAGUUCGCGACGAGUUAGAAGAAGAUCAAGAAAUGAUAUCUCUCUAUCAGUUUGGGCUAUUGAUUAUCGAUUGGACGGAUGCUUCAAAACUUCUGAACGCGCCUACAAGCGAGACUUCCGACAAGAACAUACAUGCUGAUCUCGCUCUCGACAUACUGCUGGCUUUGUACGAUUCUGAUCGUGAUGAUGAGGUUCGAAAGACCUUGAGUCAGUUCCUCGGACAAUUGGAUUCUCUUGGGAGCGACUUGAAUCCUAGAACGAUUUUAAAGCUGCACAUUCUAAUAGACCGGCUGCAGGAUCAAUGUCCCCUUGAUAACUCGGCAUCGGAACGGAUGUUUUGUCGCUUUAAGGACAAGUUCAAUAAAUCGUUCGAAAAAAAACUUGAGGACCUCGAUCCAAGGGCCUUUCUAGAUGACGACUUCCAAGCUUUUUAUGACUCGAUUGGAAUCAAAGCGCCAGAACAUGAUGUUCAAGAUUGUGCGGUGACGGAAGACCCUCCCUCUACCCCGAUUCUGAAAGAACGGGCACUUAAUGUCCUACAAGAUGUUCAGAACGACAGCCCUACAAGCCACGGAGACUCUACCGAAGAUACCAAGGAUGUUACGAAUGAGGAUUUACAUCCUCCCAUAAGUGUCUCACCCAUGAAGAAGUCAUCCAAGCGAAUCUCACAUCCUUCUCCUGGACGGAAUUUCCCGACUUCCCCAUCAAGGAAGAAGCGUGGCACGACGACCAAGUCAAAGCGGUUACCAGCACAAACGAAGGCGCCUCAGCGUCGGAGCGCCCGCACAACUCGUUCUCGCAUAAGGGCCCGCACUCCGAGUGAACAGAGUGAAAAUGAACCUGAACAUGUUGACCAAGCCACUGCAGUGGUAUCCGAAGGUUCCGAUGAUCUUGGAGGUUAUUCAAAUUGA
Messenger RNA from Marasmius oreades (fairy-ring Marasmius), 3273 nucleotides. RefSeq lists its product as uncharacterized. Gene Ontology annotation, biological process: mitotic chromosome condensation. Gene Ontology annotation, cellular component: condensin complex; condensed chromosome. Bases 1 to 3273 code for a protein of 1090 amino acids. The transcript is spliced from 20 exons. NCBI's taxonomy places the organism in Eukaryota, Fungi, Basidiomycota, Agaricomycetes, Agaricales, Marasmiaceae. The record is from RefSeq and is a predicted model, not a curated record.